Molecule: messenger RNA, 1324 nt
Organism: Anthonomus grandis grandis
Lineage: Eukaryota; Metazoa; Arthropoda; Insecta; Coleoptera; Curculionidae
Product: protein HGH1 homolog
Exons: 4
Coding region: 132-1247 (371 amino acids)
Source: RefSeq, a predicted model, not a curated record
GUUAACGUCAACUUAUCAAAACAUACGAUACCAUAACCUCAAAACAUGCUCCUAAUAUUUUUUUCAAAAUAAAAACUUUGUUUCCUAGUUUUUCCGUCAUUCUUAGUGAAAAACACUAAGUUCAGUAUAAUAUGGAAAAAGCCCUGGAAGAACUUUUAAAAUAUGUCCAAAUAGGCGCCAGAAUCGACCUUAAGGCUGUAGCAGUAGAACAUGUUUUAGGUUUAACUGGUACCCCAGAAGGAGUCGAGGCAGUCUACAACAACCGUAAACUACUAGUCUCCCUCAUAAGUUUAUUAGAUGACCAAACAAUUCCAAUAUCAAAAGACUCCAGCUUAUGCCUCAUUAACAUUUCCGCGAAUGAGAAAGGGGCGCAAGCGUUAUUGGAAGUGGAUACAAACGCUGACUGUCCCCCUUUACAACUACCACCUGAAAACGUAGUAAACCAGUGCCUUAAACACAUAUUUAACAAAGAAAGUAAAAUUGCUGACCAAUGCUGCAUGAUUUUAUCAAAUUUAACUCGACCAAAGCAUUUGAUAGAAAGGGUGGUAAACAUUAUAGAGAAAAGUGGGAAAACUUUUGAUGAACUCGUAGACAUAUUUACUAAAAAGGAAUAUAAUAAGGGGGCAAAGCUGCAUUAUUUGGGGCCAGUGUUGUCAAAUUUGUCCCAGAGUAGCACUGUGCGGAGAUAUAUUUUAGAUAGGGACAAGUGUGUUAUUCAGAGGUUAUUGCCUUUUACUGAAUAUAAAGAUUCUUUGGUUAGGAGAGGUGGUAUUGUAGGUACAUUGAAAAAUUGCUGUUUUGAGACAGAUUUUCAUGAAUGGCUUCUCAGUGAGGACGUGGAUAUCCUUCCAAGGUUACUCCUUCCUCUGGCAGGUUCUGAGGAGUUUGAUGAGGAGGAUAAUGAUAAAUUACCUUUGGAACUGCAAUAUCUUCCAGAAGAUAAAAUUAGAGAAGAGGAUCCAGACAUAAGAUGUAUUUUACUAGAAGCUAUUACGCAGUUGUGUUCAAAAAAGGUGAACAGGGAAUUUGUGAGGGACAAAAAUACUUAUGUGAUCCUGAGGGAGUUGCAUAAGUGGGAGAAGGAUAAAAAGGCCUUGUUGGCCUGCGAGAAUUUAGUGGAUAUUUUGAUUAGAACUGAAGAAGAGAUUGCAGAAGAUAAUUUAAAAGAUUUGGAUAUUCCUGAGCAUUUGAUUGAGAAUUUUAGUAAGAUGAAUAAGGAAUUGUUGGAGGAGGAAGAUACCAAGUGACAUUCAUAUUUAUUUCAUAUUUAUAUUAUUCAUAUCUAUUGUAAUUGAUUUUUAUUAAUAUAAUUUUUUUAAGCUUA